AUGACCCCGCGCCGCGCGGCCGUUUUCAGGCUCCGGUCGAGCAGCAGCGGGCGGGGCGCCAUGAAGCUCAAGAGGUUUCUCCUGAGGUACUAUCCUCCUGGCAUUGUCCUGGAGUACCAGCGCAGGAGUGGAGCCGUUGAGACCAAGACAAUUGACCUCUUGAACUUGGCCCCUGAUUCCGAUGUGGAGAUGCUUAUCAACCAGAUUGUUGCUGAGGAGCCGCUCAUUUCCGCUGGCAAGAAGGAUACGCUCAGGAAGAUGAUCUAUAAGCUCAUCGACAAGAUAGACAACAAGGAGCAGCAGCGCUUCUACUUGUUCAAGAUUCUUCGCGCGCACAUCCUCCCGCUGACGAACUGUGCCUUCAACAAGUCGGGCUCAAAGUUUAUCACCGGCUCUUACGACCGGACAUGCCGCGUCUGGGACACCCUCAGCGGUGAAGAACUGCUGACGCUCGACGGGCACAAGAACGUGGUGUACGCCAUCGCGUUCAACAACCCCUUCGGCGACAAGAUCGUCACCGGCAGCUUCGACAAGACUGCGAAGCUCUGGGACGGCAACACGGGCCAGUGCAUCCACACUUUGAAGGGCCACCAGACAGAAAUCGUCUGCGUAGCGUUCAGCGUGCAGGGAAACUACGUUGCGACCGGCAGCAUGGACAAUACCGCUAAGCUGUGGGAUGUAACCACUGGUCAGCACGUAGCGUCCUUGGAAGGGCACUCGGCGGAGAUUGUGUCGCUCAACUUCAACACGGAUGGCGACAAGAUUCUUACCGGAUCGUUUGACAAUACCGCUAAGGUCUGGGACGUGGAGACUGGCCAUUGUUUCCAUACUUUGGCUGGCCACCGUGGAGAGAUCUCUUCUACGCAAUUCGACUUCACCGGCGACUACUGUAUCACAGGCAGCAUCGACCGCUCAUGCAAGCUGUGGGAGGUAAAUUCCGGCCAGUGCCUCGAGACCCUGAACGGCCACUCGGACGAGGUGUUGGACGUUUGCUUUAACAUGACUGGCAAUCGCUUGGUCACCGCGUCCGCGGACAGCACCGCAAGGGUGUACGACGUGAUGACGGGCUCCUGCAUAGCGAUCCUGAUCGGCCACGAGGGCGAGAUCUCGAAGGUGCAGUUCAGCCCCAACGGCGCCAAGAUCAUCACGGCCUCCAGCGACAGGACGUGCCGGCUCUGGGCGGUGGAGACUGGCGAGUGCCUGCAGGCGCCUUGCGCGGCCAGGCGACCCACCAGGGCUUCGACCUCCCCAGGACCCCUUCGCGUCGGGAACUGAUCGUGACGGUAUGGAUGGCUGCAGGGGCGGGCACCGUGGCCGUCAAAACGACUCAGGACCAUGAGCCCGUUCCGGGGAGGUGGCCGAGAUCACCCCCAAGUCAGUGUUUCGACCUCCCCCUGAACUUCAAGCAACCAGCGACGAACCUUGGGUACGAAGUUUCGGUACAACUUGAUCAGCCACACUUCGGGAAUGCCUUGAUCGUACCAGUAAGUGGCUGGCGUGAAAUGCCUUGCCAAGUCGCAGGUUUGGAGCGGGCUCACGUAGGCCCUCCCGACAAGUCUCUUGCGGAACCGUGCGCGGGUUUCUGUUCCGCUGCGUUCCCAGUUUUCCAGCGUUGAGAAAGCAUUCGCUGCGGGCGUUUCCUCGUGGAUUCGGCGCCAACUUCUUCAGUUUGGGGGACAAUUCGGUGCCCCUGUUUGGUUGUUCUUCUUUCCCCAAACAGUGCUUGUACUCAGGGGCUUCCUUUUCUCUUCUAAGAACUGGGCCGUGCGCGGCCCCAGCGGCCCCGCAACUCGCCCGUGGCGCGCAUCGUUUGCAGAUGUUGGCCCGAGCCGUUCUGCCUGUGAGCCCAGAGGGCGACGAGUCGAAGGCAGCGUUUGAUAAGGAAAUUGUAUCGCGUGCUCUCACCUCGGGGCGCUCCCUUCAACAGGUCAACGCGAAGCGUGUACAACCAGAGCAGAAACAACUUCUCGUCCUGCAUCCUCCUCCUCCUCCUCCUCCUCCUCCUCCUCCUCCUCCUCCGUAGCCAUUUUGGCUCAAGAUGUUGAGUUCCGCAGGGGAACAAGUGGAUACCGC
Messenger RNA from Prorocentrum cordatum, 2073 nucleotides. The record is from the annotation of a GenBank genome assembly. Lineage: Eukaryota; Dinophyceae; Prorocentrales; Prorocentraceae.